GGUCACGGAAAAGCGUCUGACCAGUGUACCGGAAUUAGCAGAACUAAAUGCGGGGUAGAUACAGCAAGAGUUUAUUCUUAUCAAAAAUUAAAUAUAUCAGGACAGAUGAUAUCUUUUUUAGGUCGAGGUGGUCCUAAUCCAAACUUUAUGAGAUUUGUAAAUGAACCUAAUUUUCUGCGAUUUGGACGCAGACAAAUCGGCAAAUUUAAUCAAGAAUACAGUGAUGAAUUCAAACGUGAAGACCGGAAACCAAAUUUUCUUCGAUUUGGUAAAUAA
This is a messenger RNA of Thelazia callipaeda (thelaziosis nematode), 276 nucleotides long. Lineage: Eukaryota; Metazoa; Nematoda; Chromadorea; Rhabditida; Thelaziidae. The record is from the annotation of a GenBank genome assembly.